GCUGAGUUGGUUUUGUUUUUGACCUAGUCAGCCUGGUGGGGAAGUGGUGGGUUGUGUGCGAUGAUGGUCUUGGGCCAGGGGAGGAUGACUCCAUUGCCCGCACCCAGACACCCCCUCUUCUUUGUGCCCCCCCCCUGGGCUCCCCUGCCCUGUGCCCCCCCAGCCCAGGCCGCCGAAUGCUGCUUCACACAGCUGUGCCCCUUAGGUGGCUCUUCUCCCCCCAACCCAGUGCCUCAAGGCCGGGAUGGAUUUGGGGUAGCCUGGGGCCUGGAAUUAGGGAUUCUCAUUUCCUCCCUGUGACCGACUUGCUCAAUGACCUUGACGAAAUUUCCGGCACACCCUCGGGUUCAGUCUUCGUUUGGAGGGGGGAAAGGCCUGUACAACCGCCUGGUGUCAUCAUGGGGGGUCCUUGGUGAAUUUUGUCAUGGUUAUUUAAGGAACCUCGCCUAGAAGUCCCAACACGCAGUUCCCCAUCGGCGGGAAGGCUUGGACUCCAAGAUGAUUAUAAAGGAAUAUCGGAUUCCUCUGCCCAUGACCGUGGAGGAGUACCGCAUCGCCCAGCUAUACAUGAUACAGAAGAAGAGCCGUAACGAGACGUAUGGCCAAGGUAGCGGAGUGGAGAUCUUGGAGAACCGGCCAUACACGGAUGGCCCCGGCGGCUCUGGACAGUACACGCACAAGGUGUACCAUGUGGGCAUGCACAUCCCCAGCUGGUUCCGCUCCAUCCUGCCCAAAGCGGCCCUGAGGGUGGUGGAGGAGUCCUGGAAUGCCUACCCCUACACCCGAACCAGGUUCACGUGCCCCUUUGUGGAGAAAUUCUCCAUCGACAUCGAAACCUUUUAUAAAACCGAUGCUGGAGAAAACCCUAAUGUGUUCAGCCUGUCUCCUGUGGAGAAGAGCCAGCUGACAAUCGACUUCAUCGACAUUGUCAAGGACCCCGUCCCCCCCAGUGAGUAUAAGACCGAAGAGGACCCCAAGCUAUUCCACUCGAUCAAGACACAGCGGGGGCCGCUGUCUGACAACUGGAUCGAAGAGUACAAGCAGCAGGUUUUCCCCAUCAUGUGCGCCUACAAGCUCUGUAAGGUCGAGUUCCGCUACUGGGGCAUGCAGUCCAAGAUCGAGAGGUUCAUCCACGACACGGGCCUGCGGAAGGUGAUGGUCAGGGCCCACCGGCAGGCCUGGUGCUGGCAGGACGAAUGGUACGGGCUCAACAUGGAGAACAUCCGGGAGCUGGAGAAGGAGGCACAGCUCAUGCUGUCCCGCAAGAUGGCCCGCUUCAAUGAGGAUGACGAGGAGGCUGUGCAGCUGGCCAAGGACGAAGCCAUCCAGGCCCAGGUCACUGGGGAGCCCGCCCAGCCCAGCAGCAGCAGCAGCGGGGAACCCUUGGCGGGCCGGGGUCUCAAAAAGCAGUGGUCCACAUCCUCCAAGUCUUCAAGGUCGUCCAAGCGGGGAGGGGAACUGAAGGGGCUCGCUCCCGGAAAGACCCAGGUCAAAGGCACAGGAGCAGACCCAGCCAGCCCUUCCCGCCACAGCAUCUCCGAGUGGAGGAUGCAGAGCAUCGCCCGGGACUCGGACGAAGGCUCGGAAGAUGAGUACUUCGACGCUCAUGAGGACCUGUCCGAUUCAGAGGAAAUAUUCCCCAAGGACAUCACCAAAUGGAACUCCAAUGACCUCAUGGACAAAAUUGAAAGCCCUGAGCCAGAGGACACACAGGACGGUCUGUACCGCCAGAGUGCCCCCGAGUUCAGGGUGGCCUCCAGUGUGGAGCAGCUGAACAUCAUCGAGGACGAGGUCAGCCCACCCCUGGCUGCGCCAGCCUCCAAGAUCCACGUGCUGCUCCUGCUGCUGCAUGGAGGCACCAUCCUGGACACGGGUGCCGGGGACCCCAGCUCCAAGCAGGGCGACGCCAACACCAUCGCCACCGUGUUCGACACCGUCAUGCGUGUGCACUACCCCAGCGCCCUGGGCCACCUCGCCAUCCGCCUGGUGCCCUGCCCGCCCAUCUGCUCUGAUGCCUUUGCCCUCGUCUCCAACCUUAGCCCCUACAGCCACGAUGAAGGCUGUCUGUCCAGCAGCCAGGACCACAUCCCCCUGGCCGCCCUGCCCCUGCUGGCCACCUCCUCACCCCAGUACCAGGAGGCGAUUGCCACGGUGAUUCAGCGGGCCAACCUUGCCUACGGGGACUUCAUCAAGUCCCAGGAGGGCAUGACCUUCAACGGGCAGAUCUGCCUGAUUGGGGACUGCGUCGGCGGCAUCCUGGCCUUCGAUGCCUUAUGCUACAGCAAUCAGCCAGUGUCUGAGAGUCAGAGCAGCAGCCGCCGGGGCAGCGUGGCCAGCAUGCAGGACACUGACCUGCUGUCCCCGGGCACCCUGGUCGAUGCGGCACAUGGCGGCAGUGGCAGCGGUGGCCUGGAGAGCAGCCGGCACCUGAGCCGCAGCAACAUUGAUAUCCCCCGAAGCAACGGUGUCGAAGACCCCAAAAGACAGUUGCCCCGAAAGAGGAGUGACUCGUCCACCUAUGAGCUGGACACCAUCCAGCAGCACCAGGCCUUCCUGUCCAGCCUCCACGCCAGCGUGCUGAGGAACGAGCCCAGCUCCCGCCACUCGAGCAGCUCCACCGUGCUGGACGGCACAGGGGCUGUGGGGAAGUUUGACUUUGAGAUCGCAGACCUCUUCCUGUUCGGGUGCCCGCUGGGGCUGGUCCUGGCCUUGAGGAAGACUGUCAUCCCUGCCCUGGAUGUUUUCCAGCUGCGGCCAGCCUGCCAGCAAGUCUAUAACCUCUUCCACCCCGCGGACCCGUCGGCCUCCCGCCUGGAGCCGCUGCUGGAGCGGAGGUUCCACGCCCUGCCGCCUUUCAGCAUCCCCCGCUACCAGCGCUACCCGCUGGGGGACGGCUGCUCCACGCUGCUGGUUGAGACAGUGCAGAGAAACCCCGAGCUGGUCCUAGAGGGUGGGCCCCUGGCCCCUCUCCCCCCAGGAGACGGCUUCCUGGAAACCAGUAUCCCCGUUCCCGCGCUCACCUGCCAAGACGGGCCCCGCCCGAGCCCGGACUGUGCUGAGUCGGACGCACUCCAGACCCACAGCACAGUCUUUCAAGAGCACGCAGCCCCCUCCUCGCCCGGCACAGCCCCCGCCACCCGAGGCUUCCGCCGAGCCAGUGAGAUCAGCAUUGCCAGCCAGGUGUCGGGCAUGGCCGAGAGCUACACGGCAUCCAGCAUUGCCCAGAAGGCCCCAGGGUCGCUCAGCCAUACCCCCAGCGUCAGGCGCCUGUCUCUGCUCGCCCUGCCCCCCCCACCCCCCUCUACCCUGGGCCCCCACCCACAGGCCCAGCAGGGGAGCCCCAGCCUGGAGUGGGCCCCCCACCUCCCCGACUUGGACAUCAGAGAAGUUGCAGCCAAGUGGUGGGGCCAGAAGCGGAUCGACUACGCCCUGUACUGCCCUGACGCACUGACAGCCUUCCCCACCGUGGCCCUGCCCCACCUCUUCCACGCCAGCUACUGGGAGUCAACAGAUGUAGUCUCCUUCCUGCUGAGACAGGUCAUGAGGCAUGACAAUUCCAGCAUCUUGGAGCUGGACGGCAAAGAGGUUUCCGUGUUCACCCCCUCCAAGCCGAGAGAAAAGUGGCAGCGCAAGAGGACCCACGUGAAGCUGCGGAACGUGACCGCCAACCACCGGAUCAAUGACGCAGUCGCCAACGAGGACGGCCCGCAGGUUCUGACGGGCCGGUUCAUGUAUGGGCCCCUGGACAUGGUCACCCUGACUGGGGAGAAGGUGGAUGUGCACAUCAUGAUGCAGCCGCCCUCGGGCGAGUGGCUGUACCUAGACACGCUGGUGACCAACAGCAGCGGGCGGGUGUCCUACACCAUCCCAGAGACCCACCGCCUGGGCGUGGGUGUCUACCCCAUCAAGAUGGUGGUCAGGGGAGACCACACGUUUGCCGACAGCUACAUCACCGUGCUGCCCAAGGGCACGGAGUUCGUGGUCUUCAGUAUCGAUGGCUCCUUUGCUGCCAGCGUGUCCAUCAUGGGCAGCGACCCAAAAGUGCGGGCCGGGGCCGUGGACGUGGUGCGGCACUGGCAGGACCUGGGCUACCUCAUCAUCUACGUGACUGGCCGGCCUGACAUGCAGAAGCAGCGGGUGGUGGCGUGGCUGGCCCAGCACAACUUCCCCCACGGCGUGGUGUCCUUCUGUGACGGCCUGGUGCACGACCCGCUGAGGCACAAAGCCAACUUCCUGAAGCUGCUCAUCUCCGAGCUGCACCUGCGCGUGCACGCGGCCUACGGCUCCACCAAGGACGUGGCGGUCUACAGCUCCAUCAGCCUGUCCCCCAUGCAGAUCUACAUCGUCGGCCGGCCCACCAAGAAGCUGCAGCAGCAGUGCCAGUUCAUCACGGACGGCUACGCGGCGCACCUCGCCCAGCUCAAGUACAACCACCGGGCGCGGCCAGCCCGCAAUGCGGCCACCCGCAUGGCACUGCGAAAAGGCAGCUUUGGCCUGCCUGGCCAGGGGGACUUCCUGCGCUCCCGGAACCACCUGCUCCGCACCAUCUCGGCCCAGCCCAGCGGGCCCGGCCACCGGCAGGAGCGGACACAGAGCCAGGCGGACGUCGAGCAGCGGGGACAACGCAGCAUGAGCGUAGCGGCCGGCUGUUGGGGCCGCACCAUGGCCGGCCGGCUUGAGCCAGGGGCAGCCGCGGGCCCCAAGUAGGACACCGUUAGCGAGGCCUUGUGGUCUCCGUGGUGCUAGGCCAGGGCGGCCAGCCCCGCCAGGAGGCCCGGCCCGGGCACACAAUGUCGGCUGGAGACAAGCUUGUCCCAGGGCCUGGCGGAGGACAUAGGCCGUGCCACACAGCCCUCCCAGCCCUGCCUCAUGUCCUAGGGUCUGAGGGGUUCCAGCUUGCAGGAAAACCUGUCCCAGGAUGACAGAGGGACCAGGACUCCCCACGUGGACUGGCCCGAAAGGCACUCCCAGACACUUGCCCUGCAUUGACCUCCCAGCAUCCUGGGCCCAGGCCCCGCCUGCCACCUCCCAUCCACUAGCUCACCUUGACCCCCAGGUCCCCUCCCAC
Messenger RNA from Neofelis nebulosa (Clouded leopard), 5068 nucleotides. RefSeq names its product phosphatidylinositol transfer protein membrane associated 2 (gene PITPNM2). Gene Ontology annotation, cellular component: cytoplasm. Gene Ontology annotation, biological process: phospholipid transport. The transcript is spliced from 27 exons. Gene Ontology annotation, molecular function: phosphatidylinositol binding; phosphatidylcholine intramembrane carrier activity; phosphatidylcholine binding. The coding region runs from base 499 to 4707 and encodes 1402 amino acids. NCBI's taxonomy places the organism in Eukaryota, Metazoa, Chordata, Mammalia, Carnivora, Felidae. The record is from RefSeq and is a predicted model, not a curated record.